This is a messenger RNA of Monoraphidium neglectum, 1518 nucleotides long. RefSeq lists its product as hypothetical. Bases 1 to 1518 code for a protein of 505 amino acids. The record is from RefSeq and is a predicted model, not a curated record. NCBI's taxonomy places the organism in Eukaryota, Viridiplantae, Chlorophyta, Chlorophyceae, Sphaeropleales, Selenastraceae. The transcript has 5 exons.
AUGGGCCACCUGCUCCGCCUCGCCUCCGCGCAGAACAACUGGCAGCCGCUGCCGCCGGAGCGCCAGCGCGAGUGCGAGGCCGCGGCCGAGGCGGCGCGGCAGCGCAUAGACGCGGCGGUCCAGAGCAGCAAGAGACUCCGCGCCGCCGAGCUCGCGGCCUCGCGCCGCGCGGCGCGCGCGCGGGAGCGGCCGCUGGAAGGCGAGGAGGCGCCGGCGGCGGGGCGCGGCGGGCGAGGGCGGGGGCGGGCGGGGCCAGGGGGGCGGGUGAUCAGCGCGUCGAUGGCGAUAUACACAAAGGGCUCGGAGCCUGUAUAUGAUGAUGAGGAGGAGAUCGCCGACAGCGACGACGAGGGCCCCUCGGAGCGGCCGAAAAAGAAGGCUAGGGGCGCUGCAGGUGGCUCAGCAGCGGCGGCGGCUGCGACGGCUGGAGUGGCGAAGGGGCAGAAGGACAAGGGGGCGGCCGCGGCCAAGGAGAAGGGGUCCGCGGGGCCGGCAGGCAAGGGGGCCGGCGCGGCUGCGAAGGGCAAGGCUGCAGCGGCCGACGGGAGGCAGCCUGCCAAGGCGGCGGCGGCGCCGGCUGCGGCGGCGCCUGCGACGCCGAAAGGAAAAGCUUUGGCGACAGCGGCGCCUGCGACGCCAAAGGGCAAAGCAGCAGCGGCGGCGGCGGCUGCCAAGCAGACGCCGCGCGAGCAGAAGCUGCCGCAGCGGACGCCUACCAGAAGCGGCGGCGGCGCGGCGGAGGCGGGGCCGUCCGUCCCGGCCCGCGCCACGCGGGGCGCUAGCGGCAGCGCGGCCCCGGCGGCCGCCAAGCAACCGGCCAAGCAGCGGGCGCCGGCGGCCAAGGUGCCGGCCAAGCAGCAGGCGGCGGCGGCGGAUGCGAAGGGCAGGGGCAAGGCGGGGCGGGCGGCGGAGCGGCCCCAGGGAAAGUAUGUCGGGAUCACAGGGCGCGUGUACCCCCCGUCCUCUGCAUACCGCCAGGGGGACCUCCUCAUUAGCCAGUAUGCUGACGAGGACCCUGAUCCCGAGGCGGAGUUUGAGGUGGAGGCCGUCCUGGACGAGGCCACGGCCGGGCAGCACACGCUGUACCUCAUAAAAUGGAAGGGUUACGAGCUGGACACGGGUGACCUGGGUGACAACAAGGGCGGCUGGGAGCCGGCGGCCAACCUCUCGCGCGCGCUGAUACGCGGCUGGCAGCGGCGGGACAAGUACCCUGGGUUCAACAGGGUCAAGCAGGCGGCCGCGAACGCGGCGCUGCUCAAGGCGGCCUGGUUGGACGAGCUGCCGGUGCCGGGAGAAGGCGGCGGCGACAGCAGCAGCGACGAGGAGGAGGAGGAGGAGGAGGAGGAGGAGGAGGGGAGUGAGGAGGAGCAGCAGGAGGGCGGCAGUGAGGAGGAGGGGGCGGAGGAGGAGGGCGGCGGCAGCGGCAGCGAUGAGGAGGAGGAGGAGGAGGAGGCACACUCCAGCUCGGAUGAGGACGGCGGCGGCAGCGACAGCGGCGGCGGCAGCGAGUCUGAAUGA